ACAAAGGCUUGGAGCCCUUCUUUAAUCUUCCUUCCCUACCACCACCACCACCACCGUCAUGCCUGCACUGCUCGUACAACAACAACGUGAUGGCGAUACACAGCCAAACCAUCAAUCAUCCACGCAAAAUACUACGGCGCCCACGUCACGUAGUCGCAAGAUUUCGACCCCGACCGUCAAGCCCAAGAAAGAGGGCCCUAUCAAGGCGAACACUCCCCCGCCGAAACCAGAGCCCGUGCCCACCCAGUCCCAGAUGAAGAAGCUCUCGCGCAAAUCGAGCAAACCCAUCAUCAACUGGUUUCAGCGCAAGCUUGCGGGAACCGUACGGGUGAGGAGUGCGUCCGAUGGCGAUACAAUGCGAACGCGGGGACCAAGUGUGCGGUCCAGUACCCUCAAAGAACAACGGCGCAGGUCAUCCACUCCUGCCGUUCCCCCGCUACCCGGUGUGCAGUCGCAAGCUCAGAACGCUAAGAGCAUGAAGAUUACACCACGAGUAAAUACUCUACCCGCUGCUGCCGGCACAAAGCGCAAUACAAUAUCUCUCGACGGCUCCGAUGACUUCAGUAGCGUGCAUGACGCUAAUACCGUCGAUUCAUCAGAAGAUUAUCGCUCUUCAUAUGCUCGAGAGUCGCUGUGGUCGCCCACUAGUCUCAGUGUUCGUGAGGCGGACGAGGAUGCGUCUGUUCGCCCGUUGCCCCCAAGUUCGCCCCCCUCACCAUCCCCCUCGCACUCCUCGGCCUCGUAUCUCUCAGAUCCACGCACGUUUGCUAGUAUGGCAGCCAGCACAAAGCCCACAACUGUUCUGAGCAUUGACCUGACCGACGGAAUGGCACAUAUCGCUCAGGCACCACCGACACCUACCAUCCCUUCACGCAGACUUGGCUCGCACGUUCGUCAACACUCGACUACUGCCAGCACUGGUGGUUCAAUCACCUUCUCUGCCCUCCCCCCUGCCAACUCCUCUCCACCGUCAUUGUCUUCGCACGGCCCCGCGAGCACCACCACCACUCUCCAGUCAGUUACACUGCAUGCGCCACAGCACACCCACCAUCAUCCGCGAAAUAACCCCCGCCCGUCAUCUCCUCCCCUUGACGACGCCUCGUUGCUGACUCUGGCUUCGUCCGCUUUUGCCUCGCCUGGGGCGCGUACCGGUGCGAAUGCGCUCGCGGGACGUCGGUCGGUCGCGGAUGACUCCAUCUCACACUUCAGCGGCACUGCUGGUGUAGGCGACAGCUCGAGUCAUUUCCUGUUGGCCGAAAUGGAUGCGGAAGAUGACCGGUUAUUGGAACAGUUGGAUAGGGAUGGAGACGUAGAUGCGAGCGUGCGAGCGUUGAGGCCUAGGAGCUCACGGCGAGGGAGCUGGGAGAGCGAGGCGAGUGGCUGGAGUGCACACUUUGGGAAUGGUACGGGUCCACCAGGCACGCCCAGUGCCCUCAGGGACAGGAGCGUAUGGACGACGGGCAGUUUCAAGACGGGAGCGAGGAGCGUCAACCUUACCGAGGAGGAGACUUCGCAAGACAAGUCUUCGAGCGGACAUACUGACGAGGUCUCGUUCCCCGCUGCCAAGAGCGAGGUUAUUCACGAAAUCGAGGACACCCGCCAGUUUACUGACGAGGAAGACGUCAAGACGCCUCUCGCGAACGGCAUUGCCCCUUCUUCGUCUUCGAUAUCUGAGUCCUACGUCGAGGGGAGCGGUACCCACACUCCGAAGCGCGAAAGGACAAUAAGCACGCCGAAGAUCUCCACCUUAACCCUCGAGGGUAUGCCGCCGCCUCUGCCGGUCACUCGCAUUUCCGAAGAGCAAUCAUUGCUUACGCCGCACCAAGGCGACAGACAGAGCAUCUUAUCGGCCACCACGGAUGCCCAGACAGACGUGUUUGUAUCCGCGCCGUCCACUCCCGCCGCUCUGUUGUAAUGCAUCCAUUGUGGGUGGAUCCUUAUCCGUAAAUACGCUGCCGCUGACUGUCUGUAGACACAUCUUGGGAAGUUUUUUGAGCUGCUCAUUGGGUGGCAUGAUGUUGUUCAAUUACUCCGUGUACAAUGUCGGACAUGCUCUACACUGUACACAACACGCCCUCCUGUUUUCCCGACCUCUGAUCUUUCCAAUCCUUUUGCGUUUCUUCUCCAUUCGGCUGUAUAGGCUACUCUCUAUGAUGUGCUACCGCUCUCGUUCGAUGUUCUCAUCACCUCGCAUACCGCUCUUUCGUUCAUGGCCAUGUAUUAGUCGGGUAUUUCGACUGGUCUUUAGGCACCUGAUGGCAUCUGAUUCAUAUGAUCCGCUGCUUAUCC
Molecule: messenger RNA, 2289 nt
Organism: Phanerochaete carnosa HHB-10118-sp
Lineage: Eukaryota; Fungi; Basidiomycota; Agaricomycetes; Polyporales; Phanerochaetaceae
Exons: 1
Coding region: 476-1915 (479 amino acids)
Source: RefSeq, a predicted model, not a curated record